GCUGGGGCCGUUCCGGCUGUAGGCGGGUCAUGGAGCCUCGCCGCGGGCGCCGCUUCCCCGGGGCUAGCGCUGAGGAGGCGGGGGCACGGCCGCGAUAACCGCCUCUCGUGCGGGCCUGAGGGCAGCGAGGGGAGGUGCCGCCGCUGGGUGCCCCUUCCCUUGCCCGGGUGACAGCGCUUCACUGUUUCCCUUCAGCGCGGUCCCUGGGGCCGAGAGACGGGGAGUCGAUCUGGUCACGGAGGAUGACAGCGCUGCGAUAGGCACAUCGGGAGAAUUUAAGGCAGUGAGCCCACCAGAGGGCACCAGGCACUGAUGGAAAGAAAUCUCGGUGAGACUUUGGUGCUUGGCACCUGGAGCGCCGUCUCAUUCCUGGGCUAGUUUCAGGUGAUGCUGUGAGCACAUGAAUAGUGUGAGAGGAUUCUUGGCUGCCUCUGUAAUUUCCAUCCAGAACUCCUGCUUCGUCUAUCCUGCCUGUCAAAAAUGCUUUUCUAGGCUGAUACUGGAUUCUAGGAGGUUUAAUUGUCUAAAAUGUGGCUGCACAGGUGAAGCUAAAGAUGCAAACUACAGAUAUAGAUUGUCCCUAAAGAUUGCUGACACUGAUGAUUUGUUUAACAUUACCGUAUUUGGAAGUUGCUUAGAUCCAUUCUUUGGGGUCACCGCAGAAAAUCUGCAGAGGUGUAUUCAAGACUUCAAUCAUCUGUCAGGAGAAACAAACCCAGAUGCAUCUCCAGGAGUGUUAGUUCAAGCAGUGGAAACCUGUUUCAUCGGAAAAAGAUUUAUAUUUGGAGUGAAGAGAGAAGCAGAAAGAAUUGUAGCUGAAGCUCCUUUGAAACACUGCUCUGCAAAUAAAUGUGAGAAGCGUUGCACAUGUGAAGAUGGAGGGUGUUCUGCUGCCAGCAGCAUCUUGCAAAACUGUUCCAGAAUUAAUAGAAGUACAAAAAACCUUACAGCUUGCCAGAUCUUCCUGCCAAACGCUGCUGUUACUGGCUUUACUGUUAUCAGCUACUUCCAUCAGCUCCAGCAGUCAGCAAAAUUCAGGAGCUUUAAUAACAGCUCAUACUUACCUGAUGCAUCUUCAGCUCCAAUAGAUGAACCUGUCAGUGAGCUCAGCAGCUUGUCUAGCCUGAGCAGAAACUCCUGGUUUGUUCAGUCUGGUGGCAGAGAAAGUUUGUUAGGGUCCUGGCAGCAGUCCUUCAGCCUGACUUCAUCUGUUGCUUGGGUAACAGCGGAAGACUUUCCCACUCUGGAAGUGGGAAAGCUGGUGAGUGAACAGCAUGAAGAAGAGGGGAGGCCUGGCUCUGCAGAAUCGUGCAGUGUAAGCCUCAACAAUCAAACUCUUUGGGAUUCACAGUUUCACAGCUCUUCUCUGAAGGAAGGGGAUAAAGAGGAGGAUAAUGAAUUGAGUUCACAGCUUAGUCGCACUGACAGUAUCUCUGCAACUGAUAAAUUAGAGAGAGCAUCCUCUUCAAAGACUAAGUGUUCACAUGGAAACAGUUCCAGGUUGUUACAACAUCCCUUGGAAUUUGGGGUAAAAAGCAUUUACCCAAAGACUAAUAGAAAUUAUUCUAAUCCAGAAAAAUCUCACAACUCCCAUUUUUACAAGGGAGAUGCAUCAGCUUCUCAUCAUGUAAGUGUACCUGGGGGGUCUGAGACGGACUCUGUGCUUUGGGAUGAGCUCCCAUUCUCAGAAAGCCUAAAUGAAUUUUUAGCCCGAAUAGAAAAUGGCAAGAGCAUUGUAACAUCACCCAGCCUUGACGCAGGCAAACAGGCCCUUCUUGAAAGUAGCAAGUUAGGUGUAAAUCUUAACAAACCGUAUCUGAGGCAAACUCUAGUAGCUGGCGAUUUGCCUGAAGCGAGCGUCUCGGGGAGAUUCUUGUCACUAGCAGAGAAUGAUAUUCGGGAGAACAUAGUGUUUACUUGUCUUCAGUUGAAUGCAAAUUGUCCGAGUGAUGAGGUGUCACCAUGUGAGUCUUCCUCUAGUGUUUUAUCUUUAACCGACAAGGAAUGUGGAGCAUCUUUCUUUAUACCUAGCCCUCGUCUGCCUAUUCUGUCACCGUCCUUUCCAGUUACAUCAGAGCCUUCUGUUUCCCAGAGCAGAUGUGUGCAGUCCAAAGAAGUAAAUACAGACAUUUCAAAGUCAGCUUGGUCUUUUAUUAGUCUGCGGUGUACUGCUGAACGUGGAGAAACCUCCUGUUUAAAACGGAGCAAGGCAGCUACCUGUGUGCGUUCUGCACAGGAUAGCUGUUUAGCUGGUUGUGAAAACAAAGAAAAUUAUUCUUCUACACCAAACCAAAGAACAGAUAUUACAUUCAAAGGGGCAUGGGACUCUGAUCCAGUAACUCGCAACAAUACAAGAAGGAUAUAUAAAGGAGAAUUAAAACCAUUGACAGAACUGCAAGAAAAUACCUUCAAAAGUGUUAAUAGGAGAGAGACACUGUGGAACAAGAGCUUCCCUGAAGGCAGCUACAAUGCUUCUGCUGAUCUCUUUGAUCCAAGUGCAAGAGAGGUAGAAAAAACUGUAGAAUUCUUAAAUAAAUCAUGUAAUUCUUUAAUAGAGGAAGAUACUUUGACAGAAAAGAUCACAGCUCCUGAAUCGGUGCUUUAUCCUGGAGAUGUUCCCUGUAACAAUUCAAAACUGAGCUCAUCCUUACAUAGGUCCCCUCCUGCCUUUUGUAAGCAUAGUACACCCAGUACACCAGUAACUUACUCCUUUUGUGAUUCAGAAUGCAAUUCAGUUAGCACUCAAGACUUUGUUCCUUAUUCACAGUCGACUCCUAUGACAAAACCUCUCCAGAAACUGUGGCCUGUUGGGGAAAGAAGCUCUUUUAUUACUGUCUUCACCCCUAAAAAUCCCACUAAAAUCCAUUCCAAAUGCAAGAGAUCCAGGUCUUCCUUUCAAAACACUCUGUUGCAGCAGCUUACUGGCAGGUUAGUGAAACGCAAAAGGCCAAGUAACAGGGAAGACAAAGGAAGUAAUAGCCCUGUUUCACAGCACAGCCAACUGCCUGCUGACUUUGAGGAGUGGAUCCCUCCAUCUGCAAACAAAAGGUUGAAACCAGCUAUAUCUUCAAACUUAAAAACAGUUAGCUGGGCUACUGACUUGCAAUCGAGCUGUGGGCACGCAGGCAGGAACCCCGUUUCUGAAAGCAAAGAGAUCAGUGAAAAUUAUGUAUGCUCCAGAAAUGAGAGAUUAAGCUCUGGUAAUACAGCCAGGAUACUAACAACACCUGUAUCUGCAGAUGUCACCAAGGCCUUGUUUUUAAAUGAUACAGUCCUGGAAACUUGUUCCCCUUCAGAAGGCAAGAAUCUCCUCUCAAGUGCAAAUUAUUCAGGGGGUAUAUUGGAAGGGGCAACAGGCUGGUCUCCUGAGUUGUUCUUCCAAGCACGGAGCCCUUUUUCCAAUAGGCCAAAAUACUAAAGAAAGCUAUUUCUGUGCUCUGUUCUUUUUAAUUAUAUUUUAAGACUUUUGGGAAGGAGCCAGUAAAAGAGAAGAGCUAUCUAACAGUUGUUUAUUCACCUGUGGACAUAUGUCUUCCAAAGAUGAGUUCUGUUUAUUCACAGGUCUUUGUACCACGGCGGGGGGUGGGGGGGGAACAGAGUUUGCAGUUACUAUAUUUUAUUGUAAAUUAACUCUAGAAUGUGCAAUAAAAACUUAUGUAAA
Molecule: messenger RNA, 3661 nt
Organism: Grus americana (Whooping crane)
Lineage: Eukaryota; Metazoa; Chordata; Aves; Gruiformes; Gruidae
Gene: DDIAS
Product: DNA damage induced apoptosis suppressor
Exons: 7
Coding region: 401-3418 (1005 amino acids)
Biological process (GO): negative regulation of intrinsic apoptotic signaling pathway in response to DNA damage
Cellular component (GO): nucleus; cytoplasm
Source: RefSeq, a predicted model, not a curated record